Messenger RNA from Cydia fagiglandana, 2807 nucleotides. Its product is annotated as zinc finger protein OZF-like. Lineage: Eukaryota; Metazoa; Arthropoda; Insecta; Lepidoptera; Tortricidae. Bases 105 to 1766 code for a protein of 553 amino acids. Gene Ontology annotation, molecular function: DNA-binding transcription repressor activity, RNA polymerase II-specific. Gene Ontology annotation, biological process: negative regulation of transcription by RNA polymerase II. The record is from RefSeq and is a predicted model, not a curated record. The transcript has a single exon.
CACACGAUACUCGUCCUGCACACACCACACACAGCUCUAGUUUAAACACACAUCAAUUACACCAUUUCGCACCUCAAACAAAUAAGAAGACCUACUAUUGCGAUAUGUGUAGUCAGCAGUUUACAUCUAAACUUACUUUAAUCCGACAUAUCGGAACACAUAAACUGCUGGAACCUUAUUCAUGCGAAGUUUGUAAAGAAACAUUUGCAGAUAGAUUAAUAUUGGAUAAGCAUUUAAGAUUUCACUCUGCAGAGAGACCGCACGUGUGUGACGUAUGCAACAAGCGAUUCGCAACAAGAGCCACUUUAAAUCAACAUAGAAAAAUUCACACUCUAGGGAAACUAUACAAAUGUAAAGAAUGUAACAAGCAAUUUACAAGAAAAGAUAAUUUAGAGACCCACAAAAGACUCCAUAGUGACGUGAAACCAUACAAAUGUAAAGAAUGUAACAAGCAACUUACAUCAAAAGCUCAUUUAAAGAUCCACGAAAGAGUCCAUACUGGAGAGAAACCAUACAAAUGCAAAGAAUGUAACAAGCAAUUUACACAAAAAUGGCAUUUACAGACCCACGAAAGAGUCCAUAGUGGCGUGAAACCAUACAAAUGUAAAGAAUGUAACAAAGAAUUCGCACAAAAAUAUAGUUUAGUUAUCCAUGAAAGAAUCCAUAGUGGAAUAAAACCAUACAAAUGUAAAGAUUGUAACAAGCGAUACACAUUAAGAGUUUCUUUAGUUUACCAUGAAAAAACCCAUAGUGGCGUGAAACCAUACAAAUGUAAAGAAUGUAACAAGCAAUUUACACAAAAAGCUCAUUUAAAGACCCACGAAAGAGUCCAUACUGGAGAGAAACCAUACAAAUGCAAAGAAUGUAACAAGCAAUUUACACAAAAAACUAAUUUAAAGAUCCACGAAAGAGUCCAUAGUGGCGUGAAACCAUACAAAUGUAAAGAAUGUAACAAGCAAUUCCAAGGAAGAGAUGGUUUAAAGUACCACGAAAGAGUCCAUAGUGGCGUGAAACCAUACAAAUGUAAAGAAUGUAGCAAAGAAUACAUACGCAAACAUUCUUUAGUUAUCCAUGAAAGAAUCCAUAGUGGAAUAAAACCAUUCAAAUGUGAAGAAUGUAACAAGCAAUUUACACUAAAAGCUCGUUUAAAGAUCCACGAAAGAGUCCAUACUGGAGAGAAACCAUACAAAUGCAAAGAAUGUAACAAGCAAUUUACACAAAAAUGCCAUUUACAGACCCACGAAAGAGUCCAUAGUGGCGUGAAACCAUACAAAUGUAAAGAAUGUAACAAGCAAUUCCAAGGAAGAUAUGGUUUAAAGUACCACGAAAGUGUCCAUAGUGGCGUGAAACCAUACAAAUGUAAAGAAUGUAACAUACAAUUUAUACUAAAAAAUGCUUUAGUUAUCCAUGAAAGAAUCCAUAGUGGAAUAAAACCAUUCAAAUGUAUAGAAUGCAACAAGCAAUUUAGAAGAAAAGAUUAUUUAAAGAUUCACAAAAGAGUCCAUAGUGGCGUGAAAUGUAAUGAACGUAACCAGCAAUUAAGUCAAGAAGAUAGCUUAGAGACUCAUAAAAUAAGUCACAUCGGAGAGAAGCCGUAUAGAUGUGAAGAAUGUAACAACCAGUUUACAUUAAGAUCUGAAUUAGAGAGACAUAAAAAAAUACACACCGAUGAACAAUCAUACGAAUGCGAAAUAUGUGAAACACUUUUUUUCGAUGAAAUAAGUUUAAUGAAACAUAUUGGAACACAUAUAUCCAGGAUACCAUAACUUUGUUGUUUCGUAAAAUGGUUUAUAAUAGCUCAGUUCAAUGUGGUUGUUUCAUCGACAGAGACGCAGGUAUACAUAAUGUUUUAUUCGGAUUCAGUCAACAGAAUUUCACUUCACUGCUAUUCACUUCACCAUAUUGCUAGAUACAUUUUCACAGACAAAAUAUCGUAUAGUCAACCGGGUGAAGCUAUGUAUAAUCUUACCUGUGAACCACAUUUGUAUAUAUAACUGUUUAUAAUAUUUCAUAUCGAAUUGAAAAGUAAUGGUGUCGAAUUGAAGGAGUAAAACGCGGGGGUCUGAGCAUACUGGGGGCCGAUUUUUGAACACUUGAAAAUCGGUGGAAAACAGCGAAAUGCUACUUUUUGAAAUACGAGUGAUAGAAAUUGGGAAUCGAGUGGUAUUGACCAGCUACUAAGUGUAGAUGUAGAGAUAUUUCCACGGCGGCGGCCGGAUCACAAUGGCGGACGCUUUCUUUUUAUGUUCCAAGGAUUCUUACAAAGGCUACGAGCCUUGUCCGGCGAUGGGACUCCUUUAGUUGAUCUACACAAUGCCCAUAAAGGAACACUCUUGAAGGGCGCAGGCUCUCCGGGACAGUGUUUGUACAGUCAACCAACUUGAUGCCCAUAGGCCACUAUAAAACCUUGUCUCUGUAACUACUAUAUAAAUGGCAUACAACACUCAAUAAGCACUGGCGUAGAGGAUGAACAAGUGUUUCAUUAUGACAUGGUUCUACAUGUGGUGACCUAGGAAUCAAAUUGGCUGACUGUAGGUGUAUGUAUAUAUGCGGGGUGACACACGUCAUGUCAUUUGAGGGUACUUUAUAUCAAACUAAUGUACACAGUUUAUAUUAUUAUUAAUUAUACCGAGAGAAGCGUCAGUCAUAUUUCAUAUUACUCAUAUUGGUAUUACUGUGUUAUAGUCUUAUUUCAGAUUAGUUUUACUUUGUAAUAUAAAUAUGUUGACUGUAUUGCAAUAAAAAAAACAAUAAUUAUUAAGUAUAUGCACGAUUAUGAACCGUGAAGUAAAUUAGUUGACUAUCAA